CGCCAUCAGCUGCAAUCUCUUCUUACGUGAGGGACGUUUCUUAUUAAUCAGAAACGCGGAAUGGAAGCCAAUCAGAGAGUUCCUUUAGCUUCAGAUUCCUGCCUGAUUUAAAAGUGGUGCUGAAAGAGGCACAGUGAGAAGCAGGAAGAUUCAGCUAUGAAGACACUAUAAAAAGAGAGGAGGAACCAAACAGAACCAACAGCAGAACUCUCCCUGCUGAGUGAGGCUAAAUGCAGGUCCGCUACUAAACAAGGAGAAUCAGAAAAGACAUUCAUUCUCCUGAAGUUGAGGAUAAUGAGGACUUACCAUUGUCUUCCAUUGAUGAUCUGGACCUGCGUGUUGCAUACAGUGGACAACCUCCCUUUACAAGAGAAGGAUAACAGUCAUUUCCUGAGAAAGAGGAUAGUGAAUCUGACAAAAGAUGAUGGUAAAAUGCUCCAUCGUGCCAAACGUGGCUGGAUGUGGAAUCAGUUCUUCUUGUUAGAAGAGUACACAGGUACAGACACUCAGUACGUAGGAAAGCUACACACUGACCAAGAUAAAGGAGAUGGGAAUUUAAAAUACAUUUUGACCGGAGAUGGGGCUGGAAAUCUGUUCGUUAUAGAUGAAAAUACAGGAGAUAUUCAUGCUGCAAAGAAAUUAGACAGAGAAGAAAAAUCCCUGUACAUUCUUCGAGCCAAGGCUAUCGACAGAAAAACAGGACGACAGGUGGAACCAGAAUCUGAGUUUAUCAUUAAAAUCCAUGACAUCAAUGACAAUGAGCCAAAAUUCACAAAAGACUUAUACACUGCCAGUGUUCCCGAAAUGUCUGGCGUUGGUACAUCUGUCAUACAAGUGACUGCCACGGAUGCAGAUGAUGCUAACUAUGGGAACAGUGCCAAAGUGGUCUAUAGCAUAUUGCAGGGGCAGCCAUAUUUUUCAGUGGACCCAGAGUCAGGCAUAAUAAAAACUGCAUUGCCAGACAUGAGCAGAGAAAACCGGGAACAGUACCAGGUGGUUAUUCAGGCCAAAGACAUGGGAGGCCAGAUGGGAGGCCUGUCUGGUACAACUACAGUGAACAUCACUCUCACCGAUGUCAACAAUAACCCUCCUCGAUUUCCACAGAGUACAUAUCAAUUUAAUUCUCUGGAGUCUGCACCUCUUGGGACCCAUCUUGGAAGGAUUAAGGCCAAUGACCCUGACAUGGGUGAAAACGCUGAGCUGGAGUACAGCAUUGAGGAAGGAGAAGGAGCAGACAUGUUUGAUGUCAUCACUGACAAGGAUACACAGGAAGGGAUUAUAACUGUCAAACAGAAUUUGGAUUUUGAAAAAAAAAUGUUGUAUACUUUAAGAGUGGAUGCAAGUAAUACUCACCCUGAUCCUCGAUUCUUACACCUGGGACCUUUCAAAGACUCAGCCAUAUUGAAAAUAUCUGUGGAAGAUGUGGAUGAGCCUCCUGUGUUCAGUAAACUCUCUUAUUUGAUGGAAGUAGAUGAGGAUGUAAAGGAGGGCAGCAUCAUUGGACAAGUCACAGCAUAUGACCCAGAUGCCAUGAACAACUUAAUAAAAUACUCUAUCGACCGGCAUACUGAUAUGGACCGUGUUUUCAGUGUCCAUGCAGAAAAUGGCUCUAUUUUCACUCUGAAGUCAUUGGACCGGGAAUCAUCCCCAUGGCACAACAUCACCAUUACGGCCACAGAGAUAAAUAAUCCAAAACAAAGUAGCCAAAUUCCUGUGUUCAUCAGAAUUCUUGAUAUAAAUGAUCACGCUCCGGAAUUUGCCAUGUACUAUGAAACAUUUGUUUGUGAAAAUGCAAAAUCUGGACAGCUGAUUCAGACCAUCAGUGUAAUGGACAAAGAUGAUCCUCCCCGAGGCCACAAGUUCUUCUUUGAGCCAGUGCCUGAAUUUCCUCUCAAUCCAAACUUUACCAUUGUAGACAAUAAAGAUAAUACAGCAGGAAUCAUGACUCGAAAAGAUGGGUACAGCCGAACCAAAAUGAGUACAUACCUACUGCCAAUUUUAAUCUUUGACAAUGAUUAUCCUAUUCAAAGCAGCACUGGCACACUCACGAUCCGAGUGUGUGCAUGUGAUAAACAAGGAAAUAUGCAGUCCUGCAACGCAGAAGCCUUGAGGCUCUCAGCUGGCCUGAGCACAGGCGCACUGGUAGCGAUUCUGCUCUGUGUCCUCAUCCUGCUUAUUCUAGUCGUGCUGUUCGCUGCAUUGAAGAGACAACGGAAAAAGGAGCCUCUGAUAAUUUCAAAGGAUGAUGUGCGGGAUAAUAUUGUGACCUAUAAUGAUGAAGGUGGUGGAGAGGAAGACACCCAAGCUUUCGAUAUUGGCACAUUAAGGAACCCAGAAGCAAGAGAAGACAGUAAACUUAGACGAGACGUCAUGCCUGAAACUAUUUUUCAGAUAAGGAGGACUGUGCCCCUGUGGGAAAAUAUUGAUGUACAAGAUUUUAUCCACCGUAGAUUAAAAGAAAACGACUCAGAUCCAAGUGCACCUCCUUAUGACUCCCUGGCAACUUACGCCUAUGAAGGGAAUGAUUCUGUGGCAGAUUCGCUCAGUUCUUUAGAAUCUAUCACAGCUGAUUGUAACCAGGAUUACAACUACCUUAGUGACUGGGGUCCCCGGUUUAAAAAACUUGCCGAUAUGUAUGGGGGUGAUGACAGUGACCGUGACUAAGGGUACCUACCAUGCAAGUGAACAUUAGUUGAAAUACUGUCCUUGAUACUAGAUUGAGUGGCCUGUACUAUCCUUCUUGAAGGAAAUUUGUGAAAAAUCAAAACUACACACAAUGCAUAGGUGUUGUCUUAGAUAAGGUUUGCUUAAUCAGUAGGUUUCUGUGAAUGAAUAUGAAUGACAUAGAUUUUAAAACAGUAAUAAAUAACCAGUUCACCCUCUUUGCCUACUAAGCUUGGAAAGAAAUUAUAUCAUAUCAAUAAUCAAUAGCAUUUCUUAAAAGGCUUUUUGUGCCUUUUCUUAGUAUAGGAAAUUUAUAAAUGUUUUCUUAACUGACUUUCAGUCACAUUUACUAUUAAAUUAAACAUUGUGCAACUGCUUUGUAAAUUAAUAUGAAAGGAUAUAUACCUAACAGGAAUGACUAUUGCUGCCA
Messenger RNA from Nannospalax galili (Upper Galilee mountains blind mole rat), 3094 nucleotides. RefSeq names its product cadherin 9 (gene Cdh9). The transcript has 12 exons. Bases 295 to 2664 code for a protein of 789 amino acids. Gene Ontology annotation, biological process: cell morphogenesis; multicellular organism development; cell-cell junction assembly. The record is from RefSeq and is a predicted model, not a curated record. Gene Ontology annotation, cellular component: adherens junction; catenin complex; plasma membrane. Lineage: Eukaryota; Metazoa; Chordata; Mammalia; Rodentia; Spalacidae. Gene Ontology annotation, molecular function: calcium ion binding; cadherin binding.